AUGAAGAGGUUCUAUGAAGACAAAGUACUUCCUGUGGGUCAGCCAUCUCAGAAGAGGUCAGUUUCCCUUCUACUUCCUCUUUAACCCCACUAUCGUUUCCUGUUUCAUGUCUCUUUAUGACUUUGACCCCAGAGUGAAGUGAGAUACUCGACCAAUAGAGUUGGAUUCAGGUUCAUCUUACUCUCCAAACCACUCUCUUUGUCUUUCUUUCAAUUGGUUGACAUUUUCUAUAGCGGCGACGGAGGCCUCCUUGUACUUUUGCAUCCCAGUGUUAUAGAGUUAAGGCAAUGUCUGAUUCAUCCGUAGACUGAAAGUCAUAAGUGAAUACGCAUGAUGUCAUCUUCUACUGUUGUCUUUGCAAAGGUCAUAAGUAGAGAUAUCAUGUCCUGUUUACACCAGUGGCAUGCCAAUCCGUGUAUGGUGACAAACAUUAAAUUCAAAGGGGGACGCACCUGUGAUCUCUCUGUUUCUCUCCUAGAGGAGACGAAGAAGAGAGAGAGAGAGGAGAGAGAGAGAGAGAGAGAGAGAGCAGAGAGAAGAGAGAGAGAGAGGAGAGACUCUCUCUCUUCUUCUCUCUAUCUCUCUCUCUCUCUCUCUCUCUCUCUCUCUCUCUAUCUCUCUCUCUCUCUCUCUCUCUCUCCUCUCUCUCUCUCUCUCUCUCUCUUCUCUCGUCUCUCUUCUCUCUCUCUCUCCGUUUCUCUCCUGUCUUCCCAGGUAGUACAGUACUUCACGGUCUUCUUUUGGCAUAUCAAGAUCAACAACAAACCCCUGUUCCUUCACCACGUCAUCAUGCACGGCAUCCCCAACUUUGAGUCCAAAGGAGGUGAGAGUUGACGCGCACACACAAACACACGUGCAUACACAUGCACGCAUGCACACUUAAUACACACACACACACCUUGUUUUUACUCAAUGUUCUGUGACGGCUUUUCAGGUUGUCGCCCUUUCCUCAAGAUCUACCAGGCCAUGCAGCCAGUCUACACAUCUGGGAUCUAGUAAGCACACACACCACACACACAGUCUUGCGGAGCUAACUUUGUGGGGACAUACAAUUCAGUCCCAUUCAAAAUCAUAUCCCUAACCCUAACCCAAAAACCUAAACCUAAACCUAACCCUAGCUCCUAACCCUAAAACUAACCCUAUCUCCUAACCCUAAACCUAAUUCUAACCCUGACACUUAUUCUAAUCUUAUCCCUAAACCCCCUAGAAAUAGCAUUUGACCUUGUGGGGACCAACAAAAUGUCCCCAGUUGGUCAAAUUUCUCUUGGUUUACUAUUCUUGUGGGGACUUCUGGUCCCCACAAUUAUAGUUAAACACAUCCACACCCACCCACACAACACACACAGAACACACACACAAACACACACACACACACACCACAGACACAACACAACACACAACACACACACACCCACACACACACACACACACACACACACACACACACACACACACACAGUAAAUCCCCAGCCCCAGUCUCUAGGUGUCCGCCCCCUUCUCUAGUUCCCCAGUCUCUAUGUUCCCCAUGUCUCUAGUUCCCCAUUCCUCUAUUUUCCCCGAGUCUCUAGUUUCCCCAGCCCCAGUCUCUAGUUCCCAUCUCUUAGUUCCCCAUCCCCAGUCUCUAAGUUCCCCAGUUCUCUAGUUCCCCCAUCUCUAUUUUCCUGCCUCCCUCUAGUUCCCAAGUUCUAGUUCCCCUUCCUCGAAGUUCCCUAGCCCAUUCUCUGUUCCCCCCACAGUCUCUAGUUCCCCAGUCUCUCGUUUCCCCAGUCCUCGAGUUCCCAGUCUUCGUUUCCCCCCCGCCCAGUCUCUAGUUCCCCAGUCUCUAUUUCCCAUUCUCUAGUUUCCCCAGGCUCUAUUUCCCGUCUCUAGUUUCCCAGCUCCAGUCUCUAGUUCCCCAUGCUCUAGUUCCCCAGUCUCUAGUUCCCAGUCUCUCGUUCCGCUUCCUCUAGUUCCCUCCACCCAAUCUCUAGUUCCCCAGUCCUCUAGUUCCCCGUCUCUAGUUCCCCCCCCAGUCUCUAGUUUCCCCAUCUCUAGUUCCCCAGUCUCUAUUCCCCAGUCUCUAUUUCCCCAGUCUCUAUCAUUUCCCCAGUCUCUAGUUCCCCCGUCUCUAGUUCCCACAGUCUCUUGUUCCUUCCCUCAUCUCUAGUUCCAGUCUGCUAGUUCCACCAGUCCUCUAUUCCCCUAGUCUCUCGUUCCCCCAGUCUCUGUUCCCCAGCCCCCGGCUCUAGUUCCCCAGUCCUCUAGUUCCCCAGUCUCUGGUUCCCCCAGUCUCUAGUUCACCAGUCUCUAGUUCCCCAGUCUUCUAAUUCCCCCUUCUCUAUUCCCUCAUCUCUAUUCCCCCAGUCUCUAGUUUCCCCAGUCUCUAGUUCCCCAUUCUCUAGUUCCCCAUCUCUAGUUCCCACAGUCUCUUAGUUCCCCCCUCUAGUUCCCCAGUCUCUAGUUUCCCCCCAUUCUCUAGUUCCCCAGUCCUUUCCGUCCCCAGUUCCUCUAGUUCCGCCAGCCCCAGUCUCUAGUGUCCCAGUCUCUAGUCCCCCCCAUCCUAAGUUCCCCAUUCUUCUAGUUCCCCAGCCCCAUUCUCGAGUUCCCCCCGUCUCUAGUUCCCCAUCUCUAGUUUCCUCCCCAGUGUCACUAUUUCCCCAUUCUCUAUCUCCCCUCGGUUUCCCAGUCUCUAGUUUCCCCUCUCUAUUCCCCAUUCUCUAGUCCCCAGUCUCUAGGUCCCUCCCCCAGCCCCAUCUCUAUUCCCCAGUCUCUGUUUUCCCGCCAGUCUCUAUUUCCCCAUCCUAGUUCCCAGCCUCUUAUUCCCGUCUCUAGUUCCCCAUCUCUAUUCCUCAGUCUCAGUCCCCAGUCUCUAGUUCCCCAUCCUGUUCCCCAGCCCCAGUCUCUAGUUCCCCCAGUCUCUAGUUCCAAGUCUCUAUUCCCCCGUCUCUAGUUUCCCCAGCCCCGUCUCUAUUUUCCCCAGUCCUAGUUCCCGUCUCUAGUUUCCCCCCCAGCCCCAGUCUCUGGUUCCCAGUCCUAGUUCCCCCGUCUCUAGUUCCCCAGUCCUCUAUUUCCCCAGGCUCUAGGUACCCUGUCUCUAGUUUCCCCGCCAGCCCCAGUCUCUAGUUCCCCAGUCUCUAUCCCCAGUCUCUAGUUCCCCCAGCCCAGUCUCGCUUUCCCAGUCUCUAUGUUCCCCCAUCUCUAGUUCCCCAGUCUCUAGUUGCCCCAGCCCCAGUCUCUAGUUCCCCCUCUCUAGUUCCCCAGGUCUCUAUUCCCCAUCUCUAUCCCCAGUCUCUAGUUCCCCCAGUCGCUAGUUCCCCGCACCCAUCUCUAGUUCCCCAGUCUCUGGUUUCCCCAGUCUCCUGUUUCCCAGUCUCUAUUCCCCAGUCUCUAUUCCUUUCCCCAAGCCCCCAUGCUCUAGUUCCCCAGUUCUAUUUCCCCAGUCCCUAGUCCCCCAGCCCCAGUCUCUCUAGUUCCCCUUCUCUAGUUGCCCCAGUCCUCUAUUCCCCAUCUCUCGUUCCCCAUCUCUAUUUCCCCAUCUCCUAGUUUUCCCAUUCUCAGUGUCCCCAGUCCUCUAGUUCCCCAGUCGCUAGUUCCCCAGCCCCAGUCUCUAUUCCCCAGUCUCUAUUCCCCAUUCUCUUGUUCCCCGUCUCUAGUGUCGGAAGACCUCUCUAUUUCCCGCAGUCUCUAGUUCCCCAUUCUCUAGUUUCCCCAUCUCGGAUUUCCCCAGGCUCUAUUCCCCAGAUCUCUAGGUUCCCCAGUCUCUAGUUUUCCCCAGUCCUUUAGUUCCCCAGUCUCUAGUUCCCCCAAAGGGGGGGUUUUUCUCUAUUGCCCCCCAGGCUUAGUCCCUCAUUCCUCUAGUUCCCCCCCAGUCUCUAGUUUCCCCAGUCUCGUGAUUCCCCAGUCUCUAGUUCCCCAGUCUCUAGUUCCCCAGUCUCUAGUUCCCCAGUCUCUAGUUCCCCAGUCUCUAGUUCCCCAGUCUCUAGUUCCCCAGUCUCUAGGUUCCCAGUCUCUAGUUCCCACAGUCCUCUAUUCCCCCGCCCCAGUCCUCUAGUUCCCCAGUCUCUAUGCCCCCCAGCCCCAUCUCAGUUCCCCAGUCCCCUUUCUAUUUCCCCAGUCUUCCCCUAGUUCCCCAGUCCUAGUUCCCCCGUCUCUAGUUCCCAGAUCUCUAGUUUCCAGUCUCCUAUUCCCACAUGUCCUCUAGUUUUCCUCCCCAGUCUCUAGUUUCCCAGUCUCUAGUUCCCCCCAGCUCUAGUUCCCCAGCCCCAUCCUCUAGUUCCCCAGUCCGUCUAGUUCCCCAUGCUCUAGUUCCCCCAGUCCUCUAGUUCCCCAUCCCCAGUCUCUAGUUUCCCCAGUCUCUAUUUUCCCCAGUCCCUAGUUUGCCCCAUCGCCCUAUCUAUUCCCCAUUUCUCUAGUUCCCCCAGGUCUCCCUCGUUCCCCAUCUCUAGUUCCCCAGUCCCCGCUUCGUUCCCCAGUCCUCUAGUUCCAAGUCUCUAGUUUCCCCAUUCUCUAGUUCCCCAUCCUAGUUUCCCCUCCAUUCCCUCUAUUCCCCCCAUUCUCUCGUUCCCCAGUCUCUAGUUCCCCAGUCUCUAGUUCCCAGGUCGCUCUAGUUCCCCGUCCUAGUUCCUUGCCCCAUUCUCUAGUUCCCCAGCCGCUAGUUCCCCAGUCUCUAUUUCCCCAGUCUCAGUGUCCCCAGUCUCUAGUUCCCCAAAAAAGUCCUCUAGUUCCCCAGUCUCUAGUUCCCCAGGCCCCAGUCUCUAUUCCCCAGUCUCUAUUCCCCAGUCCUCUAGUUUCCCCAUCUCUAGUUCCCCAGCCCCAGUCCGCCUAGUUCCCGCAGUCCGCAGUGCCCAUCUCUAUUCCCCAGUCCCCCUCUAUUUCCCCAGUCUCUAGUUCCCCCAGCUCAGUUCCUCCAGCCCCAGCUCUAGUGUCCCCUUCGCUAGUUCCUUCCCCAGUCUCUAGUUUCCCCAGCUCUAGUUCCCACAGCCCCAGUCUCUAUUCCCCAUCCCUCUAUUCCCCAGUAAUCUAGGUCCCCAGUCUCUAGUUCCCCUUCUUCUCGGUUCCCAGUCUCUAUUCCCCAGUCUCUAGUUCCCCGCUCGCUAGUUUCCCCAGUCUCUAGGUUCCCCAGUCUCUUCUGGUACCCCAGUCUCUAGUGUCCCCAGUCCUAGUUCCCAGGUCUCAGUUCCCACAGUCCUCUAGUUCCCCACCCAGUCUCUAGUUCCCCCAGCCCAGUCUCUAUUCCCCAUCCUCUGUUCCCCAGUCUCUAGUUCCCCAGUCUCGAGGUCCCCCAUUCUCUAGUUCCCCCCCAUCCUCUAGUUCCCCAUCUCUAGUUCCCCAGUCUCGAGUUCCCCCCAGUCUCUAGUUCCCCAGUCUCUAGUUCCCCAGUCUCUAGUUCCCCAGUCUCUAGUUCCCCAGUCUCUAGUUCCCCAGUCUCUAGUUCCCCAGUAUCUACUAGUUCCCCAGUCUCUGUUCCCCAGGUCUCUAGUUCCCCCCCGUCCUCUAGGUGUCCCCAUCUCUAGUUCCCCCAGCCCCAGUCCCUCUAGUUCCCCAGUCCUCUAGUUCCCCAGUCUCUUUCCCCAUCUCUAGUUCCCAAGUCUCUAUUUCCCCAGGCCCAUCUCUAGUUCCCCAGUCUCUAGUUCCCCCCCCCCGUCCCUAUUCCCCAGUCGCUAGUUCCCCAGUCUCUAUUCCCCACCCCAGUCUCAUAAGUUCCCCCUCCUAGUGGUCCCCAGUCUCUAGUUCCCCAGUCUCUGGUUCCCCAGUCUCUUAGUUCCCCCCAGUCUUCGGUUCCCCAGUCUCUAGUUCCCCUGCCUCUAUUUCCCCAGUCUCUAUUUCCCCAGUCUCUAGUUCCCCAGUCUCUAGUUCCCCAGUCUCUAGUUUCCCCACCCCAAGCCCCGUCUCUAUUUCCCCAGCCCCAGUCUCUAGUCCCCAUCCCCAGUCUCUAGUUCCCCCCCAGCCCCAGUCCUCUAGUUUCCCCAGCCCCAGUCUCUGAGUUCCCAGCCACAGUCUCUAGUUCCCCAGUCCUCUAUUUUCCCCAGUCCCUCUCGUUCCCCAGGCCCGUCCUCUAGUUCCCCAGUCUCUUAGUUCCCCAUCUCUCUAGUUCCCCAGUCUCUCUUCCCCAGGCCCCAGUCCUCUAGUUCCCCAGCCCAUCUCUAGUUCCCCCAGUCUCUAGUUCCCCAUUCUCUAGUUCCCAUUCUCUAUGCCCAUCUCGAUUCCCCAGUCUCUAUUUCCCCAGUCUCUAUUUUCCCCCGUCCUAUUUCCCCAGGCUCCAUGUUCUCUAUUCCCCAGUCUCUAUUCCCCAGGUCCCUAGUGUCCCCAGUCCCCGCAGGUCCCCAGUCUCUAGUUCCCCGUCUCGCGUUCCCCAGCUCCAGUAUCUGUGUCCGCCCAGUCUCUAGUUUCCAGUCCUAGUUUUUCGCCCAGUCUCUAGUUCCACCAGUUCUCUAUUCCCCAUUCCCCUCGUUCCCCCCAUUCUCUAAGUCCCCAUUCUCUAUUCCCCAUCCUCUAGUUCCCCAGUCUCUAUUUCCCCAUCUCUAGUUCCCCAGCCCAAGUCUCUAGUUCCCCAGUCUCUAGUUCCCCAGUCUCUAGUUCCCCAGUCUCUAGUUCCCCAGUCUCUAGUUACCCCCUCAGUCUCUAGUUCCCCAGUCUCAUUCCCCCAGUCUCCUAGUUCCUCAGCUCCGUCUCUAUUUCCCCAUUCCUGGUUGCCCCAGUCUCUAUUUCCCCCCCAGUCUCUAGUUCCCGCAGUAUCUAGUUCCCCCGUAUCUAGUUCCCAGUCUCUAGUUCCCCACCUCUAGUUCCCCAGUCGCGAGUUCCCCAUCCUAGUUCCCCCAGUCCUCUAGUUCCCCAGCCCCAGUCUCUAGUUCCCCAGUCUCUAGUUCCCCAGUCUCUAGUUCCCCAGUCUCUAGUUCCCCAGUCUCUGGUUCCCCAGCCCCAGUCUCUAGUUCCCCAGUCUCUAGUUCCCCAGUCUCUAGUUCCCCAGUCUCUAGUUCCCCAGUCUCUAGUUCCCCAGUCUCUGGUUCCCCAUCCUCUAGUUCCCCCAUGCUCUAUUCCCCAACUAGUUCCCCAGUAUUAUUUUCCCCAGUCUCUAGUUUCUCCCCACCUCUAGUUCCCCAGUCUCUAGUUCCCCAGCCCCAGUCUCUAGUUCCCCAGUCUCUAGUUCCCCAGUCUCUAGUUCCCCAGUCUCUAUUUCCCCAGCCCAUCUCGAAGUUCCCCCGUCUCUGGUUCCCCCAGUCCUCCUAGUUCCAGUCUCUAGUUCCCCAGUCUCUAGUUCCCCAGUCUCUAGUUCCCCAGUCUCUAGUUUCCCCCGUCAUCCUAGUUCCCAGUCCUAUUCCCGGCCCCAGUAUCUGUUCCCCAUUCCCUCUAGUUCCCCAGUCUCUAGUUCCCCUAGUCCCUCGCGUUCCCUCCCCCCAGUCUCUCGUUCCCCAUCCCCAUCUCUAGUUCCCCAGUGCUAGUUCCCCAUCUCUAGUUCCCCCAUUCUCAGGUCCCCCAGUCUCUAGUUCCCCAGUCUCUAGUUCCCCAGUCUCUAGUUCCCCAGCCCCAGUCUCUCGUUCCCCAGCCCCAGGCUCUUGUUCCCCAGCCUCAGAUGUUUCAGCCUGGUGUUACGAUCAGUAGUAGUGUUAUUAGUAACUGGAGGAGCCAGUGAAAUAAGUAGACAGGGAUGUGUGUGGACACCCCAGGGCCUUGCAUGAAGGACCCCUACAGCUUCCCAGGCCCGGGCAGGUAGUGAUGGAUUAUACAGCUUUAAGCAGUUGUUUGAGCACACAGGAGGGCAUGCCCACAGAUGGCAGGACAAAUCAGGGAAACCCCAGGUGGUACCCAAAAACGUGGUCUCCUCCACUUCCCUCCCUCCUUCCUCUUCCUUCCCUUCCUUCCUCCUUCUUCCUUCCUUCCUUCGCUUCCUUCCUCUUCCUUCCUUCCUUCCUCUUCCUCCUUCCUUCCUUCCUGUCCUUCCUUCCUUCCUUCCUCUUCCUUCCUUCUCCUUGUCCUUCCUUCCUUCCGUCCUUCCUUCCUUCCUUCCUUCCUUCCGUCCUUCCUGUCCUUCCUUCCAUAUUCCUUCCUGUCCUUCUUCCUUCCUUCCUUCGUCCUUUCCUUACUGUCCUGGUCCCUGUGCUUCCUCUUCCUUUCCCCCUUCCUUUCCGUUCCUGUUUCCUGGUUCCUGUCCUAGGUCCGGUCUUCAUGUCCUUCCUUUCCGUUCCUUUCCUUGGAAUCAAGCUUCGGCAUUCGUUCGUAUCCUUCCUGAAAUACCUUUCGCUUCCUUCCUAUUCCUAUGCUUCCUUCCUUCCUUCCUUCCUCCUUCUUCCGUCCUUCCUUGUCUUUGCAUUGCUAAAACUUUUAUUUCCCUGUAUCUCCAUGUACAGUAUGUAUGUAUAUGCAUCUCACUGUCUUACCAAUCAAGUCUCCAUAAUAUCCAUAUAUCCAUCUAAAUCUUGUGUGUGUGUGUGUGUGUGUGUGUGCGCGCACUCAUAUGUGCAUACCCAGUAUGUGUGUACCUGUGUUUGUACUAAAACUGUGUGUUUAAUCACUAACCUGGAUCUCUAUAUUUCCCAGGGUGCUCCGCUCCCCCCUCAAGGCUCCAUCUCUCUCCCUCCCUCCGUCUCUCCCUCAUCCCCCUCUCUGACAUGCACUCUAUUACCUAGUAUUCCUUUGGUCCCUGGCUCACAUUAUGACAUGCAUGUAGGUACACAUUACCCUCAGCCAGAGCAUUGACCUCAGCCAGAAUAUUACCCUCAGCCAGACCAUUACCCUCAGCCAGAACAUUAUCAUCAGCCAGAGCAUUACCCUCAGCCAGACCAUUACCCUCAGCCAGAACAUAGUGGUCAAGUGCACCAUCUCACUGUCUUACCAAUCAAGUCUUCAUAAUAGCUAAUCAUCUACUUCACUGAUCAUACGUCUAGCUAACCGGUGUGUGUAAAAGAGGUGUGCGUCUGUGUUUGGUGUCGGGUGGUGGUGCAUUCAAAACAGUAACCCGUGCUCUCUCUCUGUGUGUGUGUGUGUGUGUUUACAGCGUGAUGAUAUCAAUGUGGUUUGAUGUAUAGCGGUGGUGUGUUCAAGCGAGUACAACAUGUGUUGUGUUUCUGUGUUUGGUGUGGAGUGGUGAUUUGUUUUGUGUGUUGGUUUAUAGCGUGAUGGUGUGGUGUGUUCACAAUGCUCUGUGUGUGUUUCCAGUAAUGUCCAGGGAGACAGCCAGACCAGUGUCUGCAUCACCAUUGAGCCUGGCCUGCUGCUGAAGGGGGACAUUCUGGUAAGAACCAUCAGCUCAUCCCUGAGUGACAUGGAGAAGUAUGGCAUGUACUGUACAUAGCCUUUGGGAGUGUGUAGUAUAGUAAAGUAUUAUGCCCCCUCAAAAUGAGGAGAUAGUGGAUUGACUUCUGUCGUUAAGAGGGAAUGCAAUUUAAUUUAGCAACUUUUGAGUCCAAAUACAUUGUGUCCAAAUACAGUAUGUUUAUCCUUAAGACUUUAAUAGUCCCCAUUAAUAAAACAGCAGGGCAGUAAAAACUAGAGGACAGUUGGCAUGUGCCCUAUACCUCAGUUUAACUACCCUCAUUAGCACACGAUAUGCAGGCUAUAAGCUAGCAUGUCAGAAUGACGUCCUCUUCAAGAGCAUGCUGGACAUAUUAGAGUUUUUAUUAGAGUUUUAAGACAAGAAGAAGACGAAUACUUUAUUGUCCAUUCUCCACGGUCUUCAGCACGGACACAGAGACGUAUAGCUUCAGCUGGCUAGUCUAUCAGCCACUGAUUGAUUUGCGUGUACAAUGGUGACAUCAUUUCUGCCAAGGCAAUUUAAAAGCAGUUCUUACCCGAAGGCAAUACCGUUUGGCCCCAAACAGACACUGUAGCAGCAGGCCUGUAGCUACAUAUGAAAACACUGAGGCCGGACCUCUCUCAAAAAAUAUAUAUAAUAAUGAAGAUAUAUACAGUACCAGUCAAAAGAUUGGACACACCUACUCAUUCCAGGGUUUUCCUUUCCUUUUACUAUUUUCUACAUUGUAGAAUAAUAGUGAAGAUAUCAAAACUAUAAAAUAACAUAUAUGGAAUCAUGUAGUAACCAAAAAAAGUGUUAAACAAAUCAAAAUACAUAUUAUGUUUGAGAUUCUUCAAAUAGCCACCCUUUGCCUUGAUGGCAGCUUUCUUUCAGAACUCAGCCAAGGACUCAACUUACUGUUAACAGUUAGAAUAGGAAUUUCGGUGCAAUUUCAGAACUUGGUUGCAAUAGUUUUCAUCUUGUCAUAUGUCACUGACAGUUACUCAAUUAGCCUCCCACUGAGCAAAAACUGGUUGAAUCAACGUUGUUUUACGUCAUUUCAACAACAACUAAAUCAAUGUGAUGACGUUGAAUCAAUGUGGAAAACUGAUUGGGUUUGCGUAAAGUUAUCAACAUAAGGGAAUUUUUUUUUUUUUUUUUUUUUUUCUAAAUCCAAUGACAUGGUGAACUCGACCAAAUGUAAAUCAAAACUAGAUGUUGAACUGAUGUCUGUGCCCAGUGGGCCAUGUCAGUUAAAAAUGUUACGUUGGUAAAUUAGCCUAGUUAGUCUAGCCAGCUAUCUAAACUUGUAAUAAUCAUGGACGAAUUACCAACCGGGCACGCAGGGCACGUGCCCAGGGGCCCUGACCUCCAGGGGGCCCUGACCUCCAGGGGGCCCUGACCUCCAGGGGCCCUGACCUCCAGGGGGCCCCCAUUGAUUUUGUUCGUCACUCUCACUCAGAUAUCAUAUUCACAUGGUAUAGGUCAUGGCGAAAUGUGUCGGAUUUGCAGGAAAUGUGCUUUUAAAAUGGCAAAAAUGUCUCCCCAAUCCCAUGACAAAAUGUGUAGAAUUACAGGAAAACUGUAAAACUGCAACAACAACAAAAAAAAAAAAGUUAUGUAAAGCAAAACAUAUUUGUUUACCUUUUGUUGAUAAAAUACUUUUUCUGCCAACACAUCCCUCUGUAUGUAUUGAAUUCUAGUUUUUAAUCCCGGUGCUGAGUUAAUGUGUAGCGGCUAAUUGCAUAGCUAAUAGGCUAUGUGUUUGUAGACCCGACUGAAUAAAGCUUGUUGCUUGUUUUAGCUGUUUUCCAAAUAGCAUUUUAGAGUUUUCUUUUAAUUGUAUAGAAAUGCAGUGAAUGAGCGUCAACUUCCCCCUCCCCCAAUAAUAUAACGUUGUCUUUAAAAACUGUUCCGCUCUACUUCUUGACUUUCAUUUAGCUGUAGUCACAGGGGAGGAUUUCAAGCAUUUUGUUUUCUGUUUACAACAUAUAAACGCUGUCAACAUGUUUUUUUUUGCCUUUAUAAUCUAGCAUAUUUGAUAUUGAAGGACAUUCUGAAUCAGUUUGUCAUUGUGUGUUUUUCUUCUGCUUUUCCUCAAACUAGGCUAGCAUUGUACCCCCCCCCCACCCCCCCAACCCCCCCACCCCCCCCCCCCACCCCCCAGAACCCCAGUGGGAGGAAUACAUAACCCAUGAAGCCACACACCAGCCGCAGGCCAUUUGACCCAGUUUCCUCUCAUUCCUCAUCUAGAGUUGUUUGUUUUGCUUCUGUCUCUGCAAAUAAAAUCCUGCUCUUUUUUUAGUUCCUUCAACCCAAUGGCUUUAAUCCCAGCUGAGGAAGGCUGGUCCAUGGAAGUGAACCAUUUCCGUCAUGUGCUGAGGACAUUUAACCAGACUGAACGCUGUGCUCAUCAUUGUUUCACUUCACCAAGGUUGAGCGCAGCGUUCAGCUUGGUUUAACCAGUCUAGACCUGUGUGACGUUUACACCAAAGCAACAUAUUAUGCCAUAGCGAACAGAGGCUGUCUGCAGCCAACAAUGUCUGAAAAUAAGUUAAUGAAUCAUUGACAUGCAUUAGGGCAUGCAACGGAAAGGGUUUUUAAAUGUUUUGCAACUGAAAAUGGGUGUUUCUGUUUAGACUAGCCCUGCUGUUUCCAUUUGCUGCCUAAUGAACCUGACCCAUAUCCUAUCAGGGUUAUGGAGCUAAAUGAACCUGACCCAUAUCCUAUCAGGGUUAUUUUGAGGCUAAAUGAACCUGACCCAUAUCCUAUCAGGGUUAUUAUGAGGCUAAAUGAACCUGACCCAUAUCUUCUCAGGGUUAUUAUGAGGCUAAAUGAACCUGACCCAUAUCCUAUCAGGGUUAUUUUGAGGCUAAAUGAACCUGACCCAUAUCCUAUCAGGGUUAUUAUGAGGCUAAAUUAACAUGAUCCAUAUCCUAUCAGGGUUAUUAUGAGGCUAAAUGAACCUGACCCAUAUCCUAUCAGGGUUAUUUUGAGGCUAAAUGAACCUGACCCAUAUCCUAUCAGGGUUAUUAUGAGGCUAAAUGAACCUGACCCAUAUCUUCUCAGGGUUAUUAUGAGGCUAAAUGAACCUGACCCAUAUCUUCUCAGGGUUAUUAUGAGGCUAAAUGAACCUGACCCAUAUCCUAUCAGGGUUAUUAUGAGGCUAAAUGAACCUGACCCAUAUCCUAUCAGGGUUAUUAUGAGGCUAAAUGAACCUGACCCAUAUCCUAUCAGGGUUAUUAUGAGGCUAAAUUAACAUGACCCAUAUCUUCUCAGGGUUAUUAUGAGGCUAAAUGAACCUGACCCAUAUCCUAUCAGGGUUAUUAUGAGGCUAAAUGAACCUGACCCAUAUCUUCUCAGGGUUAUUAUGAGGCUAAAUGAACCUGACCCAUAUCCUAUCAGGGUUAUUUUGAGGCUAAAUGAACCUGACCCAUAUCCUAUCAGGGUUAUUAUGAGGCUAAAUUAACAUGACCCAUAUCCUAUCAGGGUUAUUAUGAGGCUAAAUGAACCUGACCCAUAUCCUAUCAGGGUUAUUUUGAGGCUAAAUGAACCUGACCCAUAUCCUAUCAGGGUUAUUAUGAGGCUAAAUGAACCUGACCCAUAUCUUCUCAGGGUUAUUAUGAGGCUAAAUGAACCUGACCCAUAUCUUCUCAGGGUUAUUAUGAGGCUAAAUGAACCUGACCCAUAUCCUAUCAGGGUUAUUAUGAGGCUAAAUGAACCUGACCCAUAUCCUAUCAGGGUUAUUAUGAGGCUAAAUGAACCUGACCCAUAUCCUAUCAGGGUUAUUAUGAGGCUAAAUUAACAUGACCCAUAUCUUCUCAGGGUUAUUAUGAGGCUAAAUGAACCUGACCCAUAUCCUAUCAGGGUUAUUAUGAGGCUAAAUGAACCUGACCCAUAUCUUCUCAGGGUUAUUAUGAGGCUAAAUGAACCUGACCCAUAUCCUAUCAGGGUUAUUUUGAGGCUAAAUGAACCUGACCCAUAUCCUAUCAGGGUUAUUAUGAGGCUAAAUUAACAUGACCCAUAUCCUAUCAGGGUUAUUAUGAGGCUAAAUGAACCUGACCCAUAUCCUAUCAGGGUUAUUUUGAGGCUAAAUGAACCUGACCCAUAUCCUAUCAGGGUUAUUAUGAGGCUAAAUGAACCUGACCCAUAUCCUAUCAGGGUUAUUAUGAGGCUAAAUGAACCUGACCCAUAUCUUCUCAGGGUUAUUAUGAGGCUAAAUGAACCUGACCCAUAUCUUCUCAGGGUUAUUAUGAGGCUAAAUGAACCUGACCCAUAUCCUAUCAGGGUUAUUAUGAGGCUAAAUGAACCUGACCCAUAUCCUAUCAGGGUUAUUAUGAGGCUAAAUGAACCUGACCCCAUAUCCUAUCAGGGUUAUUAUGAGGCUAAAUUAACAUGACCCAUAUCUUCUCAGGGUUAUUAUGAGGCUAAAUGAACCUGACCCAUAUCCUAUCAAGGUUAUUAUGAGGCUAAAUGAACCUGACCCAUAUCCUAUCAGGGUUAUUAUGAGGCUAAAUUAACAUGACCCAUAUCCUAUCAGGGUUAUUAUGAGGCUAAAUGAACCUGACCCAUAUCCUAUCAGGGUUAUUAUGAGGCUAAAUGAACCUGACCCAUAUCCUAUCAGGGUUAUUAUGAGGCUAAAUGAACCUGACCCAUAUCCUAUCAGGGUUAUUAUGAGGCUAAAUUAACAUGACCCAUAUCUUCUCAGGGUUAUUAUGAGGCUAAAUGAACCUGACCCAUAUCCUAUCAGGGUUAUUAUGAGGCUAAAUUAACAUGACCCAUAUCCUAUCAGGGUUAUUAUGAGGCUAAAUGAACCUGACCCAUAUCCUAUCAGGGUUAUUAUGAGGCUAAAUGAACCUGACCCAUAUCCUAUCCUGGUUAUUAUGAGGCUAAAUUAACCUGACCCAUAUCCUAUCAGAGUUAUUAUGAGGCUAAAUGAACCUGACCCAUAUCCUAUCAGGGUUAUUAUGAGGCUAAAUGAACCUGACCCAUAUCCUAUCAGGGUUAUUAUGAGGCUAAAUGAACCUGACCCAUAUCAUAUCAGGGUUAUUAUGAGGCUAAAUGAACCUGACCCAUAUCCUAUCAGGGUUAUUAUGAGGCUAAAUUAGUCCAGUCCAGUGGAGGUGUUCUUCAGGCAUAUACACCCUGAAAGUUGCUCAGUACAUUCACUCCAGUUCCCUAGUUCCCCAGUUAUCCAGUUCCCAAGUUCCCCAGUUCUCCAGUUCCCUAGUUCCCCAGUUCUCCAGUUCCCUAGUUCCCUAGUUCCCCAGUUCUCCAGUUCCCUAGUUCCCCAGUUCUCCAGUUCCCUAGUUCCCCAGUUCUCCAGUUCCCUAGUUCCCCAGUUCUCCAGUUCCCUAGUUCCACAGUUCCCCAGUUCCCUAGUUCCCCAGUUCAGCCAUAGUUUGUGUGCAGUGUGUCAUUUGGGCUAAAUAUUCCUUGAGUACCUGUAAAUGUGAGAUCCUUGUAAAAGAUCUGGCCAACCCCUAGCCAGGGUGAAGCACAGUGGGGGAUCGAGUGAAGAGUUUCCUUUGUAGUGUUUGGGUUUACAAGGCUUUACAUGGCUCUUGUGUGAAUAGCAAUGGUCUGGAUAAUACUGUUCUUGUUUGGGAAGGCAGGCCAUACAUUUACAGAGCUUUAUAUUAAAACAAAACUGUUUUCUCUAGCACACUGACAAAUGCCCUGAAACAGGAUUGUACUGUGAAUCAAGCUGCAAUGUUAUCAGCUGGUAUUUCACAGUGACACUGUACUGUAUGUCAGAUCUGGAUCAAAAACAUAUGUCUGUGCUUGAUUUAGUUUGCCCAGUACAAUGGAACAAAUGGAAUAGUCUCUAAAUGGCAAAACUCCAAGCUAAAUCAAUUCCACCUUCAAAUGCUUUCACACGUUUUCAGUUGUCCUAGUGAUCUGAACACUGUGAAAGUAACAAAGUCAAUGAAGGUUUCCGAGGUAAACUUUGUGACUUGAGAAACGUGAAAUCUAUGAAAGCCCUGACAUUGUCUCUUUUUGGGAUUCAGUGUCCCAGAAACCAGAAACAAACUCUUUAAAGACGGGAUCUAUCUUCCUGUCCUCUGCAGCUGAAGUGUUACCACAAGCGCUUCCGAAGCCCACAGCGGGAUGUGAUAUUCCGGGUGCAGUUCCAUACAUGCGCUGUGCACGACUUGGGACUCGUCUUUGGGAAGAAUGAGCUCGAUGAGACCUUCAAGGGUAAAGAAGAUAUUCCUAAAUGUCCAAAAAAACUUACAUUUCCAGCAUAAUGCAUACAAUAUCUGUCAAACCUAUUUUCCAAUCUCCCGUCAUUGUUUUAAACAUGGACACAUUUUAUUCUCUUCUCUCAUCCUCAAACCAGAUGACAGAUUCCCAGAUUUUGGAAAGGUGGAGUUUGUCUUUUCCUUUGGGCCAGAAAAAAUCAAUGGUAAGCAUACCUACUCCUCUUGUUGGCAGCCAUUUUCUCCAAGCAAAUGAAAGCUCAUUCAGAAACAGAAAUGUGUUUAAGAUGACAGACACUACCUCCUAUUGUAUGGGUAUGGCUUUGGCCCAUGGUAAAGUGCUGUAUGUUUUGGUAAUUCUUCGACAGAAACAAGUCACCUGAAGUAAAACAUUUGAGGGCGGCAGGUAGCUUAGUGGUUAAGAGCGUUGUGCCAGUAACCGAAAGGUCGCUGGUUCUAAUCCCUGAGCCGACUAGGUGAAAAAUCUGUCGAUGUGCCCUUGAGCAAGGCACUUAACCCUAAUUGCUCCUGUAAGUCGCUCUGGAUAAGAGCGUCUGCUAAAUGACCAAUUAUUUAUUUAUCUUCUUUGACCCCUCUGUAUGUGUUUUCUUCCCCAGGGAUGGACCACUUGGAGAAUGGGCCCACUGUCUCAGUGGACUACAAUACCCAAGAUGCUCUAAUCCGCUGGGACUCCUAUGAGAACCUCAAUCAGCAUUGUGAGGACACUAUGGAU
Messenger RNA from Coregonus sp. 'balchen', 16144 nucleotides. NCBI's taxonomy places the organism in Eukaryota, Metazoa, Chordata, Actinopteri, Salmoniformes, Salmonidae. The record is from the annotation of a GenBank genome assembly.